GUGCAGCAAAGGGUGUUACACACCUUCAACAAGCCCGCACCAGUGCUCACUCGGCGUUGGAGAGUUUAGCAACCCACUACCACUUCACCCUCGUUGGUUACGGAUGGCACUCAAUGUGGCGGACCCUCCGCAUGCACGCGCAGACGGAGUGGAACAACUGACCGGCUCUUUGUUGGCGGUGGCAUUCCUUACUUCCUUUGGGAGCUCUAUGCUUUAUGGCUACAAUCUGGCUGUGGUCAACUCCCCUGCUGUGUACAUAAAGGACUUCUACAACAAGACGGUGGUGAGUCGUAAUGGAACAGGACUCAGUGGGGAGACCUUGACCCUCAUGUACUCCCUCACCGUGUCUGUUUUCGCUAUUGGAGGUCUGCUGGGUUCCCUCAUCGUGGGCAUGCUGGUCACUCGCUUUGGCAGGAAAGGCACAGUGGUAAACACAACAGUGCUGGUGUUUAUUGCUGGCUCGCUCAUGGGCUUCAGCAGGAUUUGUGGUUCACCUGAGAUGGUCAUCUUUGGCCGCUUCAUCACAGGAAUUCACUCAGGCAUCUCUCUAAGUGUAGUACCAAUGUACCUGGGUGAGAUAGCACCUAAGAACCUGCGAGGCUUCCUGGGUCUCGUACCAAGUAUCUUUAUUGGCACCGGAGUCUUCACUGCUCAAAUCCUCGGCUUACAUGAGCUUCUAGGAAAGGAGGAGCACUGGCCUCUCUUUCUGUCAGUGGUGGUGGGACCCACCUUCAUUCAGUUGAUGCUGUUGCCAUGGUUCCCAGAGAGCCCAAGGUACCUGCUGAUUGAGAAGCGCAAUGUCCACGCCACCAUCACAGCCCUGAAGUGGUACCGAGCCAAGUGUAACAUCCAGGCUGAGAUUGAAGAGAUGCAGGAGGAGCAGCGCUCCCUGUUGUCAGUAGAGACGCUAUCAGUAUGGAAGCUGUUGGUGGAUGACACCGUCCGCUGGCAGGUGCUGAGUGUGGUGGUCAUCAACAUCGGCAUGCAGCUGUCUGGCAUCGAUGCUAUCUGGUUCUAUACCAAUGACAUCUUUGAGAAUGCAGGUAUCCCAGCACCAGAAAUCCAGUAUACCACAGCAGGAACAGGAAUUAUAGAGAUCAUCGCUGGACUUAUUGGGUGUUUCUCCAUAGAGAAGCUGGGCAGGAGGCCUCUCAUGAUUGGGGGUUUUGCCAUGAUGGGCAUCUGCAGUGCUGGAAUCACACUGGCCCUCAUUAUGCAGACUCACUUUUCAUUCAUGCGCUACAUCAGUGUCUGCUGUGUGGUCGGCAUCAUCGCUGGCUUCUGUAUCGGUCCAGCGGGUAUUCCCUUUCUGAUCACGGCAGAGCUGUUUAAACAGUCCCACCGCCCAGCGGCCUACAUUGUAGGAGGAUCACUCAACUGGCUGUCCAACUUCACUGUGGGCUUUGUCUUCCCCUUCUUGCAGAUGUCAGCGGGGUCUUACUGCUACUUGGUGUUUGCCGCCAUUUGUGUGUCCGUGGCCAUCUAUGUCUACAUUGUAAUCCCAGAAACCAAAAACAAGACUUUCAUGGAGAUCAGCCGGAUGUUCUCUAAGAAGGAGGCAGUUCUAGAGACCCAAGGCCUGAUCCACGUGGACCAGCUGAAGUUGAAGAAGAUGAACGGCUACGGUGGUGUGGAACAUGCUUCACUGGAGUUCGACAGCUCUUCUUCUGCACCUUAACUGAUCAGGUUGUCACUGGGUCUAGAAAACCAUUUAUUAAUUCCUGUUCUCCGUUCUACUGUUUUGAAAUGUACACAUAAACCAAACACCACCUCACCUGGACUGAGUGAAUUUAGACUCUUCACUUGGAUCACACGCCAAACAUUGAUGAAUAUACUGUACAGUUCUAGUAUCUGCAACUUCUUAUCAAUUUCAUGUAACAGACUGCUUGAGUCAUUAAAGUAAAAAUCCCGUUAAUGUAAAGUUGGGUCUAAUUUUUAGGUUUGGAUGUUCUUCCUAUCUCUGCUAAUAACAUUGUAUUCACCGAGAUAAUAAGUGAAAUCAGGGUACUGUGUGACAGACAAUAAGAAGUACGAGCAGUCAGACUUUGACCCACUGUACUUAUUGUAGCUUAGGACGCAGUUUUCCUGUGCAAAGAGGGAUUAUUAGCAACACUUCAGGUGCUGUCACUUUUACUUUGAUGUCCAAAUCUGGACAUCAAAUUAAAAGUUGGUUUGUUUGUGCAACUUCAUUAGAUAGAUAGAUACAUAGAUAGAUAGAUAGAUUACUUGAGGUGAGUGCAAAAAUAAGUAUGGAAGCCUGUAUGGCACUAUAUUAAAAUUUUUAUGUAAACUUGUGAAAUUUAGCAUUUAUAUUUUCACAUACUGGCAUGGAUGUUCUAUUACAAUAUUCAAAUGAAAAUGGAAAAGCUGUCUGACAUUUAAUUUUUGUUAAGUUGUACACCAAUUUACAGUGGACAGUAUUAAAAUGUUAAUACAAAUUUUCAAAUGUAAAUGCAAUUUAAACAAUGUAGCCCAAUUUUCCAUUUGUGCAAGCAUUAUUUAAACCUGCAGUGCGGAAAUGUUGUUCUGUCAACAUGUUCUUAAGAUAUACUGACACUGCCAUUCUAAGUGGCAUAAAACACAGGACACCAGAUUUAACCUGGUGGUGAUAGGCUUAAUCUUCAGUGCGUGAGCUAAUUUGGCAAGGGCUUGGAUAUCAAUCUUGCACUCUCUAGCUUUAGAUCACAGCAAUCGACAUUUUGUUUUUAUAAAGACUGAACCUGCUGUACCAUAUCCAAAUGUUAAUUCAAAUUUGAAAAUUAGAAUGCAUUAUAAACAAUGCAACCUGAUUUUUUUAAUUUAUGCAAGCAACGUUUAAGUCAAAAUAAAAAUUAAAAUGCAAUUUUCUAACAAUUUGAAAAUGAAAAUGAAAAUGAAAACGUCAUUUGACAUUUAAUUAAUUUAUUAAUUUAAUAAAGACUUAACCAGCUCUACAGUAAAAAACAUUCAAAUGCAUUAAGCAAAACAGUUUGUAUCAGGAGAAACUUCAGAGACAAGAUCUGAAGUAAAAAGCAAAUUGGAUUACUACAUUUACUCAAAUAAUACAUACAUAUGUGGAAAAUUAUUAUUCUAUUGUAGAAUUACAUUUUACACAGUUUACCAUAUAAUUUAAUAUAGUCCCAUACAGACUUCCGAACCCGAGUUUUAAAUCAUAAAUCAAACCAAAACAAGCUUUCCAUGCAAAGGAAAGUAUUUUAAAGGAAAACUAUGGUUUCUUAUAACUUGGCUUUUAGUUUUUCUAGGCCAUCAUUUUACAUUGCACUCACCAAAGUGAUUGCACAGAUUUCAAAACUCAACUCGAAGACAUCACAAAAAACUGCGUAAACAGGAAAGAAAAUAGCUAGCUAACGAACUUACUAUAUUCAUGAAAAAUAGCAACAGAAAAUGGCCCAUUGACGACAGGUGUGGAUAAAAUCAAUUGCAGGGUAGUAAUUAUACUAUCCAAAAAGGCUUACCAGAUAGUCAGAAAUACAAAAAUUAAAUCCUAUAAACUUUGGUUUCAUUCAAGGACACCAUUAAAUUCAGGGUUUUGAACAGUAGCCUUUCAAUACCAGACACUCAACAAUGGGUUAGCAUUAUUAGGGUGUCUAUUAUGGCAUGAAUGCUUGCUUUAUUUAAGCUGAAUGCAGGAUAUAGAUAUAUGUUAGGAUAUAGACUUUAGGGUAGAGUCAACAAAAUUAUCAGAGUUUGUGGUUAGACACAGCAGCAUGUGAGAAAUAAUUGGGGUGUGUGUAUAGUAUGCAUGUGUAACAUAAAUUAACCCUUUAAAGAUAAAUUUCUUAAUCUUUUGUAAAUUGCAGUAAAGAUAAACUGUGAAAUCCCAAAGUUUAUGCAUGUUUUGACUAUGUCAUCUUUUUGUUGUAAAGUUAUAUUAAUAUUGUUUCACUAAAAUCCCUCUACCAGCUCUGAAUACACAGUCAUUUUACAGACUCUAUCAGAGUACUGUGUACUAACAGAGCUGUACAGUGAGGUGUGCUAAAAUGUGUUUUAUACAAACAGCAAUACAGUUUGUUUGAAUAGAUGGAAAUAUGUAUUUGCCCUUUUGAAUUGUUGAAAGAUAACUACAUAAAUGAAAUGGUAUUGUAAUA
Molecule: messenger RNA, 4088 nt
Organism: Micropterus salmoides (largemouth bass)
Lineage: Eukaryota; Metazoa; Chordata; Actinopteri; Centrarchiformes; Centrarchidae
Gene: slc2a15a
Product: solute carrier family 2 member 15a
Exons: 12
Coding region: 104-1678 (524 amino acids)
Biological process (GO): monosaccharide transmembrane transport
Cellular component (GO): membrane
Molecular function (GO): hexose transmembrane transporter activity
Source: RefSeq, a predicted model, not a curated record